CCCCAAAUCCUCUGUCAUCGUUCUCUCCAUUAUGCAGACUCUUCCUGUCCAAGUGAUCAAUGAGGAAAAGGAAUUUACACCCCACAUGAGCAAAUUCCUCAGUGAUUGGGACCUCGCUGACGCUGGAUUCAACUACAAUAUCGUAGCUGUUUUCGGUUCGCAAUCCACAGGAAAGAGCACACUCUUGAAUCGGCUAUUUGGAACCACAUUCGAGGUCAUGAACGAAUCUGAGCGCCGACAAACAACUAAAGGCAUUUGGGCCUGUCGUGGGAAGGGGAUGAGUGUUAUGGUCAUGGAUGUCGAAGGCACCGAUGGUCGAGAGAGGGGCGAGGAUCAAGACUUUGAGAGGAAGUCAGCACUGUUCUCCUUAGCGAGCUCGGAGGUGUUAAUUGUCAACAUCUGGGAGCACCAAGUCGGCCUUUAUCAAGGCGCGAAUAUGGGUCUAUUAAAGACUGUUUUUGAGGUGAACCUUAGUAUAUUCGGCAGCAGGAAUACGCUUGAUGCAGCAACUCAAAAAACUCUCCUCCUUUUCGUCAUCCGCGACCACGUUGGCUCCACUCCACUCGCCAAUCUUGCUCAAACCCUCACUGCAGACCUGAACAAGAUUUGGGAUUCGCUCUCUAAGCCAGCGGAGUUAUCAUCACGUCGUCUUACCGACUAUUUUGACCUCUCUUUUACUGGCCUUCCUCACAAGCUCCUUAUGCCUGAAAAAUUUGAGAGAGAAGUAGUUGAACUUAGAAAGAGGUUUACCGACAGAAAUCGGGAGGACUUUAUCUUCAAGCCGGCAUAUCAUAAACGCAUUCCUGCUGAUGGCGUUGCUCGUUACAUGGAGGGGAUAUGGGAACAAGUUCAAUCAAACAAGGAUUUGGAUCUGCCUACCCAACAAGAACUCCUUGCCCAAUUCCGUUGCGAUGAAAUCGCGGCGGUCGCUCUCGAACAGUUCAAUAUCCAGUCGAAAUCCGUACGUAGACCCAUCGAGAGCGGCAAGGUUCAGGAAGAGUUGGGAAAAUCGAUGGGUUCAUGGAAGGACGGAGCACUGGCUCGUUUCGACCGUGAUGCCUCCCGAUAUCACGCUGGUGUGUAUAAGCGCAAGCGUGCAGACCUCGUGGCGCAGAUACAUGCAAAUCUGAGCCCGCUGUUCUUUGGGCAAAUCAAGAAUCUACACAAACACGCCGUUGUAUCGUUUAAGAAGGCUGUUUUAGAUGGUCUAAAGGGUGAUUCGUAUGACUUCGCUUCCGUAGUCAAGGGGGCUCGGGCGACUUGGGAAGGGGCUUUUACGGAUGGCGCGAAGGAGGCAUUGCUUGCGGACACGGACUGGUCAUUCGAGGAGGAGCUCGCCUCUCUGGUGGAGGAAAUCACCCAUAUAGCUGAUCAAUGCCGAGCGGAUGAAACCAAAAAGAUGGUCAAUCAGAUAGAGCGCAAUUUACGCAACCAGAUAUCGGAACCUAUCGAACUGGCUUUGAAUAGGCCUUCGCCAACGAUGUGGGACAGCGUGCUCCUGGUACUCCGUGACGCCUUAGACAAGGCUUCCAAUGUGUAUCACAAAAAGGCUCAAAGCUUCAACUGCACAGAGGAGGAGAACACUAGUUCUCUCAAUAUCUUACGGCGGCGAGGUUGGUCGGGGUUACGGUCGAAGGUUGAUGAACAAACCACCGAUGCAAGUAUCCUGGGGAAAUUAAGGUCAUCAUUCGAAGAGAAAUUCCGUUAUGAUGAGAAUGGGGUACCUCGAGUUUGGAAACCUGAAGACGACAUCAACGCCGCCUUCCGAAAAGCCCGGGAUCAAACCUUGGAACUCGUUCCCCUCUACUCCCGGAUACAACCUCAAGAUCCGUCACUGGAGUUCUCCCUUCCGCCAGACGCCGACGAAGCCAGCCUUUCUAUGAACGGCGAACCCGUCUUCGAUUUCCCUUCCACCCUAGUCGUCUUCACCGAGUCGAAGCAGCUAGAUAUUACCACCAAGUUCAAACGAGAUGCAGACGCUUACUAUGUUGAGGCGAAGAGAUCCGUUGUCAGUAGUGUGGCGCAAGUCCCCAUAUGGAUCUACAUCCUUUUGGUUGUUCUUGGGUGGAAUGAGGCAAUGGCGGUGCUGUUCAACCCAGUGUAUUUCGCAGUUUUGCUUUCGGCCCUCGGUUCUGUGUGGAUAAUCAUCAAGCUAAACCUCGUCGGGCCGCUUUAUGCAGUUACCACCGCGGUUACUACCGAGAUCCAGCGUCAAGCUACCGCUAAGCUAAGGGCCCACUUUGCGCAACCGCAACUCGGAGCGCCCAUCGUUGCACAAAAUCACACCUCGUCUCACACACACAAGCAAAGCGAAAGCGAAGAGUUUGAGUUGAAUACACAACCCGAGCUGUCGCCCAUGUAGAAGUCGUAUUUGCGCAUCACUGGCUGAUGGAUCAUACAUUGUUUGGUAUAUAAAUUUUAGUGACUAAUUCUACAUUUAAUACAUCCCAAAAGCCGUGCGUUAGGAUACUCACUCGAUUCUAAGAGCUAGUAACAUUGAAGACUUGGUAAUAACGUGCUGUAGUGUACAGGAUGCAAAUAUCCAGUUGGUUCAAAUAUGAACUCAUGAAU
Messenger RNA from Cantharellus anzutake, 2571 nucleotides. RefSeq names its product protein SEY1. Gene Ontology annotation, biological process: endoplasmic reticulum membrane fusion. Gene Ontology annotation, molecular function: GTP binding; GTPase activity. Gene Ontology annotation, cellular component: endoplasmic reticulum. The transcript is spliced from 10 exons. The record is from RefSeq and is a predicted model, not a curated record. NCBI's taxonomy places the organism in Eukaryota, Fungi, Basidiomycota, Agaricomycetes, Cantharellales, Hydnaceae. The coding region runs from base 32 to 2362 and encodes 776 amino acids.